UCUAAAUUUUGGUUAGAUUUUUAAACCAUCAAUAAAAAGUAUAUUACAAAUGAAGAAAUUUGGAGAUGAAAAUACCAUCAAUAGGCUUAAUUUUCAAGAACAAAACAAAAAACACAAACAGUUACUCAAUGGGGUCUAAAAGUCAAAUGAUCACCAAACAUGACCUAAACUUUCAGUUUUGAUUUUAGUCCCUUAAAAAUAUAUAUAAAUCUAUAAAUUAAAACAAAUUCAUAUCUAGUAGAUUUCAAAAAUACUAUGUUUAAAAGUAACCGUUCUAUAAGACAAAAAAUAGAUUACGUCUAUUUGAACUUUAACUUUUUUAAAAAUUUUGCAGCUAAUUGAUACGUUGAUUUUAAAAAGAUGUCUAAUUAUACCUCUCAAGCACAAAAUUAAAUUUAAUGUCUAAUCAUAUUAGAUGAAAAUUGAUAUUUUAGGAAUCUAUAAAACAUAAAAAUAAAAUAUUUGAAGACUUAUUAGACAUCUUUUUAAAAUUUAGAAACUAUAUAUAAACACAAAACUAGAAGUUAAUGAGCUAAGUUUCUAAACUUAUAUAUAUCUGUCAUCCUCACCUGAAGUUCUAAAUUUCCCACUGACAACAUUACAUCAAGUUGUUGAUUCAAAUACUUGACUUUUGUAUCAAAGUUACAAAAGCUAUUAUGAUUUAACUGGUCUAAUUAUCAAUUAUUAGUCCAAUUAAAGCAAUCAUUUAAAAAAUAAUAUAAAGUUCAUGCACGUGAUUGGAAUUUUUGUUUCAAUAUCAAUACUGUGUUUCUAAGCAUUCUUUUAUAUAAUCGCAACCCACAAAAAUUACGAUUAGUUUUUAUAUAUAUACAUAAUCACAACCCACAUAAAUUAUGAUUAAGAUUGAAAUCUAACUUGGGGGUUGUAAAAAUUGUAAAGUUUCCCUAAAUUUCAAUUUAUUUCAAUAACUUGAUUUUGAGCUGUCAAAGGGUCAAACACUAUUUAAAUAUAGCUCAUGUUUGUUGGAAUUGUGCGAUCCAAUUACUCUUUAAUAGAUUAUCUUCGUAAUUAUAGAGUGGCACUCAAUUAAAAUUUAAUUAAUUUUGCCUUACCAAGCCCUGCCCGAUCACCUCUUGACAACUUGAAUUUUCUUUUCAAAGCCACGCUACAUUAGCCACUCAAAUUUUAAUAUCGAAAAAAAAAAAAAUUUCACAUAGUAAAUUUAGAUAGUUGGGGGUGAAAAGGGAUAAGAUUUGAAAGAAAAGGGCACAAAAGGAAUUUAAAAAAAAAAUUUAAAACAAUCAUGGGUUUUCCACAUAGUUCUCCCCACGUCUGCUUAACUCAUCAUUUUUUUCCUCCCUUCCUGAUAUCAAGAAAAGAUAUCUUCGAAAUAUCAGGGAGGGAAAAAGUUUCGACUUUUGAUUCCAGAAAAGAAAACCCAAGAGAAAUCCAGCUAAGGAAGAACAAAAAUAUCAUCCACAGCCCACGAAUUCAAACUCAAACGUCAUAAUUUUUUAAAAUUUGACAAAGAGGUGUGCGUGAGAUUGGUGUAAUUUGAUUGGUAUUUUGUUUUUCAUAGGCAUGCAUUAAUCUUUGUGGUUGCCCGUUUCAAUUAUGAAAUUCUGUGCGUUUCCACAUUGUAAUUCUCCAAUUAAUUCAUGUGAAUUAAUUGGCAAAGUUGGGUAAAAAUACCCUCUACAAGAAGGGGUGAGGUUCUAAAAUUCCAAGGAAUUGGUUGGUUUAAAGGGAUUCAAGAGGAGAGAGUCCUUGAAAUUCGAUGAAAUGAGAAGAGGAGAAUACGGAUGGGAUGGUGAUUCAGAGAGAAAUGGAAUUGAGAAGAGCUGGUUAUGUGGUUGUUUUUGUAACUAUCCUUUGUGCAUUGGCAAUUGCGAGUUCAGAAGGCAGAAGGAAGACAGUCGAAAUGGUUCUUGCCAAUCCCCCCAAUUGCCAUUUCACAUCCUCAGAUAUGGGCAAGAAGGCAUGCAUGAAAGAAUUAGCAGAGAAGGAAUACGAAGCUGAAGAAUUUGUUCAUUGCAUUAAAAAAAAAAACAUGGGUAAAGAAUCUAUAAGAAUUCCACCACCUGACAUGAAACAAGAUUUGUUCGAUUGUUUAAGAAAGAAAACUAUGCUUUCUCGUGGUUCUGAACCAAGUUCUGGCGUAUUUGAUCGAUUUAGCAAACCAAUUGAGUUGUUCUUCGGUGGAGAGUCCAAUAUUCAUAUGAGACAUCUAAUUAGAGUAUCGCAAGAUUCAUCAGAACCAGACCCUGAUGAAGCUCCAUCUCCAUCUCCAUCUCCAUCUCCAUCUCCUGAAGCAGAAUCACUAGCAAAUUCUCCAUCACCGUCUCCCAGUCAUGCUCCAAUGCCAUCACCAAGUCAUGCCCCAACCAAGUCUCCAUCACGAAAGCGCCGUCCACCUGUUGAGGCUCCAGAGCCGUCUGCGGAACCGCCACCGGACGACACCGAUGUUUCGGAUUUGCCUAAACCUUCUGUAGUUCGCUCACCACCUCCCCCACGUGCUUCUCCCAAGUCUCGCCCUCCAAAGAAGCGUGGAGAUGAAGAUGAUAACCAGACAAUCAUAAUUGCCGGUAUUAUAGCAGCUGGUGUGGGAGUUGUUCUUGUGGUUGCUUUGCUUGUGUUCUGCCGUGGUAGAGGUGAAAAAAGUAAGGUUGAUCCGAAGGAUGGGCAAAAGGAUGAGAGACCUCUCUUAAACAUAUCUUUGAGCGAAUUAUCAGCAGGUUCUUCACAGAAGUCAUACAGCCUUGGAAAUUCAGCUACCAAAGAGGUAAAUGCUGAUAGUGGAACUAAACCACCCCCAUUGGUUGGCAACUUAUCAACGAAUCCUGAAAAUGCUACCUCUAUAGCUGAGGCUCCGACAUCUGAUGGCAAAUCAUCAGCAAUGCCGCCUCUAAAACCCCCUCCUGGAAGAUUAGAUUCUCAGCCUCCUCCUCCACCUCCACCAGCACCAGCACCGGCAACGGCACCAGCGGCAGCACCUCCACCACCUCCACCACCUGCUCCUAGAGCCCCACCACCACCACCCCUGAAAGUUGGCCGACCCCCACCUGCACCACCGACGGCAAUCCCUGGUAAAUCUCAAGCAGCGGCUGUGGGGCCACAUCGGCGUGGACCUAGUGGCUCAAGUAUGGAUGCGGAUUCAGGAGGCCAAAAGACCAAGUUAAAGCCCUUUUUUUGGGAUAAGGUUCUUGCUAACCCUGGGCAAUCCAUGGUCUGGCACGAGAUUAGUGCUGGCUCAUUCCAAUUCAAUGAGGAGAUGAUGGAGUCCUUGUUUGGAUAUACAGCAGCAGAAGCUAACAAAGGUGACCGCAAGAAAGAUACAAUUUCAGACCCUUCAGUACAGUACAUUCAAAUCAUCGACGCUAAGAAAGCUCAAAACCUUUCAAUUCUCCUACGAGCACUGAAUGUGACAACAGCAGAAGUUUUGGAUGCCCUUGAAGAAGGAAAUCCUGAUCUUCCAGCAGAGCUUCUACAAACCUUGUUGAAGAUGGCACCAACAACAGAAGAGGAACUGAAACUGAGAUUAUUUUCAGGGGAUCUUUCUCAGCUAGGUCCAGCAGAACGAUUCCUCAAAGUGUUGGUGGAUGUUCCUUUUGCUUUUAAACGAUUAGAGUGUCUUCUCUUCAUGCUAUCAAUGUCUGAAGAUGUCAAUAACAUUAAGGAGUCAUUCGCUACUCUAGAGGUCGCCUGCAACAAUCUUAAAAACAGCAGGUUGUUUCUCAAGCUAUUAGAAGCAGUUCUCAAAACUGGCAAUCGAAUGAACGACGGGACGUACCGUGGCGGUGCUCAGGCGUUCAAGCUCGAUACGCUCCUGAAACUGGCGGAUGUAAAAGGAACCGACGGCAAGACCACACUCUUACACUUCGUCGUACAGGAGAUUAUUCGUUCGGAGGGCAUACGAGCAGCCCGCUCUGACAGACACAGCCGGAGUUCAUCCAGCAUAAUAUCCAGCGAUACAAUUUUCGAGGACUUCACCGACGAUUCGACAGAACAUUAUCGACAAUUAGGGCUUCAGGUGGUUUCUGGUUUGAGCACGGAACUCCAAGACGUUAAAAAAGCGGCUGCCAUAGAUGCGGAUGGGCUAACGACGACGAUAUCGAAACUUGGCCAGUCUCUGUUAAAAACCAAAACAUUUAUAAACGCCGAGAUGACGAAUUUAGACGAAGAAAGCAAAUUCCACAAAUCGUUGUCGAAAUUUUUGGAAGGAGCCGAAGCGGACAUUUCAUGGAUUGCAGUAGAAGAAAAGAAGAUAAUGGCAUUGGUGAAGAGCACAGUGGAUUACUUCCAUGGAAAUUCUGGAAAGGAAGAAGGAUUGAGAUUGUUUACGAUUGUACGCGAUUUCUUGAUUGUGUUGGACAAGACCUGUAAACAAGUGAAAGAAGCAGCUGAGGCUGCGGCGAAGCAAGCGAAAAAUUCCAAGAAAGAAACUGCGACACCGUCGGCUAAUUGUCAGCAGAAUUCAGAUCUGCGGCAGCGGCUAUUCCCGGCGAUUGCAGAACGACGGAUAGAUGAUGAUUCAAGUUCUUCAGACGAAGACGAUGGCGAGAGUUCAUCAUCUUCAUCAUCCUAGAUUCCGUUACACUGAAAUUGGUUUUAUUUUACGAAUGGGAAUUCUUCUUUGAAUGAAAUGAAAGAAAAAUCUUCUCCGAACUAUUCUGUGGCGUAAUUUUACGAGCAGAGUGUCGUGUAAUAGAAUCCGGUUUCUACUAACGAUUUGAUCCUCUUCCCUUCCGUGACUAUAUUUUAUCGUGGGUCACUGUAGGAAUGGUAAAAUCUUUGGUGGAAUUC
Benincasa hispida (wax gourd) is the source of this 4764-nucleotide messenger RNA. RefSeq names its product formin-like protein 3. Lineage: Eukaryota; Viridiplantae; Streptophyta; Magnoliopsida; Cucurbitales; Cucurbitaceae. Gene Ontology annotation, biological process: actin nucleation; actin cytoskeleton organization. Gene Ontology annotation, molecular function: actin filament binding. The record is from RefSeq and is a predicted model, not a curated record.